AUGGACGACCCAGACGAGCGGCGCGCGACGGAGGAGAAGGGAGAAGAAGCGCCUGCACGGGGGAUACGCACCGACCACCACAACGGAAAGGAAGCAGAACAGGAACCUGCACAACAGACAGAGUUCAAGGGUGACGAGAAGGCGACACCCGAAGAAGGGGGGUCGUGCCAGCCUCGGUCGCCCCGUAGUAAGGCAAAGCGAGACGCUCCGCGUGCGUCGGCGCCGACUGCUGUGUCUUCGACACUUCCUGAGACUGGAAAAGCCCAGCACAAACUCGGGCCGAGCGUUGUGUGGGACAAAGACGUGGAAGACGCCUUGGUCGCCGCGUGCCUCAGGGUGUUGAACUACAGCACUCGAAAAGAUCUGGAAAGACGCACACGAUCGGGGACGGGAACGGAGGAGAAGGGACGUAUCGACUGCUGUGCGGACGCCUGCUCCAAGGGCUGUGAUUCUUCCAGCGGCGCGCAGGCGCCUGCCAAUUCGCCUUCUUCGUCGAAGACGCAUGCAUGCCAAGAGGCUCACGGUGACGGUUGCAGCGACUCUUCCCACUCCCACAAAACCCACACAGUUCCAGCGGCCCCAGAAAACUCGUCUACCGCUUCUGCGUCUUCUCCCUCGAUGUGUGGCGGCUUCCCUGCGCCACCAAUCUACCGGUUUCAGAAAGAUGCAGAAGACAGCCUCGGGGCGAUGCUCGACGAAUGGACGAAGCCUGCGAAGCUGCGAGAAAUUGCAGGAUCUGUGGCAGAGCGCGCCGCGACGGUCUACGACAAUGUGAAGGCGAGGGGCGAAGCAGAGGGGUUUUCAUUGUCGGGAGAAGAGGAAAAGCAACUCCGGCAGGACGUGCUGAAGGAGGCCCUCGUCCGAGAGAUUCACGCUUGCAUUUGUACAGAGCCCGUCAUCGUCCUGCAGCUCCGCCACUACCAGUUCGCGUUCGAGGCUGUCUCACCUUUUCUGUUUUUGUUCUUUUUCGCGGACUAUCUCCCCCCAACUGCUACUCCCACUUCGUCGCUCUCCGUGGCCCUCAGAGUGCCCUCUGUCUACGUGUUUCCUUUUCCUCUCCCACUUCAGGGCUAUCGAGAAGGCCCGCUGAGCUACCUGACGAACGAGACGGUGCGGAACCUCAUGAAAGAAGGCUUUGCCGUCCAGCACGGCUUCCUGGGUGAAAAGAUGCGUCAGAAGAUCUGGAAGGAGGCCGAGCUCCUGGAGUACGACGGCCGCUUUAACGAAGUGGGUCUCUGGCAGCUCUUCAAAGCCAUGCAAGCGCUGCCGUUCGAGCUGAACAAAAAGGCCACAUUGUGCCUGCAAGAGAAAGACGGCGGGUUUCUGCGUCUGUAUCCGCGCCGGCGCAAGGACGUCCAGCUGCGGGAAGGCUCGGCGGCGGGGCCUCCGGACGCGGAGCCUCUAACCGACAUCAGCCCCGUCGGCGACACUCUUGUGCUUUUCAGGAGUCGCGACAUGCCACAUCAAGUGCUUCCUUGCCAUCGCAAACGGUUCGCAAUCACUCUGUGGAUGACGGGGCCCGCUGGCCCGGGCGACGACAUUUGA
Neospora caninum is the source of this 1545-nucleotide messenger RNA. RefSeq lists its product as hypothetical. The transcript is spliced from 9 exons. The record is from RefSeq and is a predicted model, not a curated record. Gene Ontology annotation, molecular function: ferrous iron binding; peptidyl-proline dioxygenase activity. Gene Ontology annotation, biological process: cellular response to hypoxia. NCBI's taxonomy places the organism in Eukaryota, Apicomplexa, Conoidasida, Eucoccidiorida, Sarcocystidae. The coding region runs from base 1 to 1545 and encodes 514 amino acids.